CACGCACACAUAUACAUUUGUGUAUACACAUACAUAAGAUUUUAUUGUAUAUAUAAAUAUACUUUUAUCCCUCGGACUUUAUCUACAGUGGCGCGGCGUACAGUGCAGUGUGCGUUAACCGUACUGCCGUAACCGUGGUACCCGUACCCGCAGUAGUAAUUGAUCGCGUACGCUUUCGGUAAGUUGGCUGUUCUUCUCGCACAAUAAUAAUACAUAGGUACUAGUAUUAUGUUCACUCAUUUAGCCUAAUAAUAAUUUUUUAUUUAAUUUGUUCAAAUUUGUCAAUCACGGUUCAUAGAUCUGAUUAGUAAGUCAUUGUAAACACGUAAUAAUAAAUUGUCAUUUGUAUAUCAAUUUUGUUUAAUAUAGGCGUUUACCCUUAAGUAUAUAAUAUAUAUUACUUAUACCUGUACAAUUUUUGGUGAGUUGUUAUUUUAUAUUAUUAUUUAUAACGUUUUAACGAUACCUUUAUAUUGGGAAAUGUACUAUGUAUUUGUGAUGUUAAUUAAGAUAAAAUAAUAAAAAAACAUCGUAUAUAAGAAUUGAAUACAAUUUUGGUGCAUAGGCGUGUCUCGACGGGCGGUAGGGUAGGUAUCUGCAGCAGCAUCCCUUUGAUCCCCAGGGAGGUCGUUAUAGGUAUUAUUUUUCUUAUCCUAUUAUUUUCUUAAUUUCGCAUAAUAUAUAUUAUUAUGUUUUAUGCACAUUUUCCCCCGUUUUUCCUAUAUUGACACGAAAACUCCUAAACCAUGUAAAAUAUUUAAAACGUAAAUCAAUAUUAUCGUGUCUAAUAAAAAAAUAAUAUGCGAUUGAUAUUAUGGUGUUAUUAUAUAUUCGUUGGAUAGUAUACCUACGUUUAUUUAUUUAUUUCAUAUUAUUUAUGUUUAUCUCUAAUUAUUAUUAUGAAGUCAUAGGUGCCCGCAGGAUAUUUAUCUGCAGGGAGGGGCAGUACUGAAUCCAGAUAAUUUUUUAGGGGGAGUGAUAUUACUAAAACAGUUUGUUUUUUGCUUUUAUACUUAUCUACCCUCUUACUGAAACUAGUUGAAUUAAUUUAACUAUUAAUUUAUCUACAUUUACCAGGAGGAGGGGAGCAACAAAAACUCAAACACCAAAAAGUACUUAAAAUAAAAUAAUUGAAAUUUUAAAAUUCAGGUUGGCAGAUGCCCCGUCUUGCUACCCCAUCCGGGCACCCAUAACAUAAUGCGUAGUAUUUACUAUUUAGUAGUUAUUGGUAAUUAGUAUAACUAUUAUUAAAUAAAAUUGUCCAAUAGGUACCUACCUAUACUUGAACUAAAUGAUUUUUUGUAUAGGUAUACCAAUUAGGAAGACCUAUAAUUUAUUUAACUAUUAUAAUUUCUAUAUAAUUAGGUUAGUAUCUAUUUAAACAAUUUAAAUGUAUACAUAUACAUUUCUGUAUAAACUACAGUUUUAUACCAGGAAAUCAAUUUCACUGCAUUUUUUCCGUGCACCAGGUUUUGGGUUAAAUUCGGGUUUUAUGUAUUAAUACAUGUUAUUAUGCUCGUAUUAUGGAGAUUGCAGGGUGGUUUUAGAUGUGUGCUUUGCGUAACUAUUUUUUUUUGUGUGCUCUGUUUAUCAACAUCAGUGAUUUUUUCUGGUAGCAAAUUUUCUUUAGUUAGUGCAUUGAAAUGGUUUAAUUUUUUAAUUUUUCUUAUAGGUUUUUUUUAAUAAUUGGAAAAAAGUACUGGAAAAAUAGAUCAAUUUACGCAAUAAUGAUAAUGAUUUCUGUUAUUUUCAAUUUUGUUUUUUUGCAGUAAUUUGAUUGGAAAUAAUCGUGUAAAGACUUGACAUUUUCAUCCAAUAUUAACGUUGCACUUUUUAGACCUGGUAUAAUUUUCUACAGUUUCCGAUUAAUGUUAAUCAAAACAUGAUUUUUAACAAAACUUCGAUCAGAAUUAUUUAUCAAUGAUUUAUUGUUGCGUAGGUAUGUGUAAAUAUAUAAUAUAUAUUAUCUAAAUCUGAUUAAAUUAUACUAUUUUAUCUCCUAUCAUUUUAGAUUCUGAGCGGAGCGAGGAAUUUAUCGGUUUUACAAUGAUGAUUGUUUUUAUUUUUAUUUUUUUUGUCUGUAAAUAACUUUUCUACCAACAAUUUUGCUUCGAUUUUUAAGUGUACUUAAAGGAGUUUUCCGUUUUCAUAAAACUGAAGAAGGGGAAAAUUUACUUUAUUUAUACGGUAUAUUUUUGUUUUGCUUCAGUUAAAAAUAUUUGUAGAGACUUGAAGUUUGGACAAAAAACUUAUAUUUACCUUUCUAGACGUGGUAAAAUUUUUAAAAUAUUGUAGCUAUGGUUGAGCUAUUUAUAGACAUUUUAAUUUUGUGAGGUUUUUACAUAAUUUUGAUUUGGCAGGUACUUUGUAGAUAAAUGAUUUGUGUUGAAAAGAGGAUUGAAAUUGAAAGUUGCCAUACUUAUUUAGUAAAUUAAUUACAUAAUAAUAAAUAUUAAUUUAUUAAAUAAGUGCUUAAAAUAAUUAUUGGUGAACAUUUGACAAUUUUGUUAAUUGAUAGAUUGAAUUAUCGAUUUUAAUAACAAACAAAAUUUACACAAUUUAUAAUAACAAUAAUUAUUCCUAUAUGUGUUAUAUAUUUAAUUUACCCCGUCUGAUUGUAUUAAGUCCAACUUCCUACACUGAAAUACAGUCCUGCAUUUAAAACUAAAUGUUGCUUACUUAAACAACGGCAUUAAAACUGUUUAUAAAUACUUAUUGUUCAUAUUAUAAUAUUUUAGUAAAACUUUCAUUAACGGUCACCUCUAAAUAGCAGUCAUUAUUUCCUGUCCCCUGUCCUUUCAGUGACCGUUACAUGGAAGUCUUAUUGUACUACCUAGGUAAUUAAUAAAAAAUCUGAAGUAGGUUGGAUGGUACCUUAUAUAUUUAUUAAUAAAUAAUAAUUAUCCAAUAUAGACUUUGUAGUAUUGUGAUACUGUGAUAGUAUCCAAAUUUAUUAUUUUUCACAAUAGUUACUUAAUUGUAUUAUACCAAUACCUAUCAUCUAUAUAACCGGCAUAAUAUUACAAUAGUAAAUUUGAAUAUUUGUUACAUUUGACAGACAGCGUAACCAUCACAAUAUUAUAUAUCCAAUGUCUCAUUUGUCCUUGGCAGUUUUGUGCAAACACUAUAAUAUAAUGUCUAGAUAGGUAAAUUUUAUUAGUUUAUUGAUUUUUAUUAUGGUUAACAUCCUUUUUCGUUAGUAAAGUAAAUAUGUACACUUGAAAACAUUAAGUAUAAACGAGGUAUACACAAGAUAAAGAUCACGCAUAAUAUUAUAAAUAAAACUAGGAAUUAUAGGUAUGUACACAUGCAAUAUAAUAUUAGCAUACAAAUUAUGAUAAUAUUUUUACAUUUUUUUUUUUUUGUUAAAUCACUAUAAACAUAAGUUAAAUAUAUAGUUACUUAUAGUUACUCUAUAGUUUUAAAUUCAAAAUAGUUAGGUAGCCAUUAUAUUAAUAUUAUUUAUCCUAUACCUAUAAAAAUGUUAUUGUUUGUCAUUUACUGUAUUCGAUUAUAUUUAAAUAAAAAAGAUUUAGUAUUUAAUUCAUAAUAAUACAUUGCUGUAUAUUAUGAAUUUAUGAUGCGUAUAAAAUAUAACCCGAAAUUUACGUAUAUUUAUUUGUUUUUUAGAUUAAACAUGGCGAAUCUAACCAAUCCUGUGAAAAAAGUCCCUAUUCAUUUGCAGGUAUGUUAUUAUAAUUACCUAUUAUACAUUUGUAAGAUAAUUAAUUCAAACAAGAUUUUUAAUUUAUUAUAAUAUAAUAGACGGUAGGUACAUGUUUAUAACGUUGUAAUUAAAUCAACUGACAUGUAUUUUAUUUUUGUUGUAAUUUACUUUCUGAACCGUGAUGUUAUGUAUAAUAAAUUAAAACUAUUUUAUAACAGUAUGUAUUAAGUAGCGUGUGAAAUAAUACAAUUUCGUAAUUUUUGUGGGUUGGUCGAGUUAGCUAUGGUACCAUUGUCAGGGAUCAAUGUUUAAAAUACUUAAAUUAUUAUAGUAUGUACCAAAUUAAUUAAAAUCAUUAGUUUUAUCAUAAUUCUGGAACGGAACAAUAUUGACCAAUAUUGAAAUACAACUCACGUUAUUAAUAGCUAUUUAGACAAAAAUACCGUGGAGGUUAUUAUACUUAAAUAAUUUUGAACUUUUAGUGGAAAAAUUUAAUUUUUUUGUAGUUUGUCUUAAUAACAAGAGUACAAAAAAAAAAAUAGUUGUUAUGACUAAAUAUUCCUCUAUUUUUAUUCAUCAAACAUUUUAAUGAAGAAAAUCAGAUUGUGAAGCAAAUCUUUUUUUAUUAUAAUAUUAAAACAGAUAAAUAUUAAUAAAAUAUUCUUUAAGAAAAUUUUUCAGAAAAAGUAAUUUAUGAGAUAUAUAAAAUAUUUUAUUUUGACGUGCCAAUCUAUUUCAAACCAUUCAUCAGGGAUUUGCAAAUUAUAUUAUUUAUUAUUGUACUAAGUUAUGAAUCAGAAUAUAAUACCUAUCUAAAAUAUAGAAUAAUUUGAUGCUAACAAUAAAAAAAUAACUUAGGCAAAAUACAUUAUUGUACUGAAUAAUCAAAAUUGCUUAUAGUAAAAUUGCCUCGUUAUUGAAUAUUCUUUAAAAAAUCUAUAAUUAUCUAAGUAUAUCUACGAUCUACUUACUUAUCUUUUACCAAAUCUCAUUUUCCAUCAUAAAAAUAUUAAUAUAGUACCGAUUUUUAUUGUUAUGAAUGUGAGUUUGAAUUAUGUUUGACUGUAUGGAAUAAGUUAACAUUUUUAGGAAUUAGGGUUUUUUUAGAUGCUAAGCAGAGCGAAGAAUAUGUUGGUUUUACUUUUCUAUUACAAAAUCUGUUCCUAUUUUCAAGUGUACCACCUUUUCUGAAAGUAAAUUUGAUUGAGAUGAUACUUUAGGUAGGUAAUUUCUUGAUUUUAAUAAGGGGUUUUUAUAUAAUAAACGGGAAAAAAUUUAGGAAAAACAGGAAAAAUUAUGAAAUUUAUUAUUUUUAAAUCGUAAAUAUUACGGCUUUUCAAAAUAUGUAUUACCAAACUCCACUCAUAUUCGUUUUUUGUUUGCAAUGAUUAAUAAUUCCGUACAGAUAUGUAUUAAAUUUCCUCUUUAUACCUUCUCAAUUUCUCACCUGCAACAGUGGUCCACCCAUCGUGCAAUUGUGCAAAAUAUGUCUGUUUGUUUUUUCUAUAUUGUUUAAACAAAAAAACCAUUUUGACACUUAUAGUUAUGAUUGAAUGUGAAUAAGCUCAGGUUGUAUAAUAUACCUAACUGGUAUUAUAAUAAGAUAAAUGGAGAAUAGUAAAACCAACAUCUAAAAGUACAGAAUAUAACCUUCGGAAUUUACAAUACAAGUAAAAUCAUUAAUCAUUAAGACUAGAAUAUUUUUAUUUAUUAAUAGAAAAAUAUAGUUAGUGGUACCUUUUUUUUCUGUUUCUUUUCUGAACGUUGAUUUUUGUUAUUUUGCGACACAAUAAAAGUAAAUAAUAUAUUAACAUGAAAAAUAGUAAAUAUACUGUAAAAGAAAAGGUAUUGGAAUAGUUGAAGGUCUCUAAACCUCUUUACUAAUUCUGUUCUAUGGUGUUUCUUCAAUUCUUAUAUGACAUUAUACUUUAGGACUAAAAUGUGUUAUUUGAUUAUAUUUUCGAAUGAUGAUUUGUUUAUUUUAUGCAUAUAUUAUAUUUUUGUUCAUACUAUAAUUUGAAAUAAAAUUACGAUAUUUGUAUUAAGUAAUUUAAGUAUCUAUUGUAAACAAAUUGAUGGUAGGGGUACUUAUGGAAGUCCAUUGGGAGGUAAAGGUGGAACAUGGCCCAUUGUCUUUUUCGUACUUACGUAUGACAUCUUUUAAAAGUUUAACAAAAAAGGUCCAUAAAAUAGGACAGUAUCAUUGAAAAAUACAAUUAAAAAUAAUACAUUGUCUCUCCUGGUGUUUUGAAGAUAGACGCCAUUUACUAGUGCUUCCUCUGUAGUAGUAAUAUGUAACGUAUUUCUAUAUUAUAACCUAUUUAUUAUAAUUCACUAUUUACUCAGUUGUGAAAAAUUAUUACUCUUAUUCAGGAUUUAACAGCGUUAUAUAGCGUAAUUUAGACAAUUGAAAUUUAAAAAAGACGUCUCAGGAUAAUGGGGUAGGGCGUAGCCACUGGUAUAGAUAAUUUAAUGUUUAUCUGUAAAAAACAAUGAACCUUUGUAAUUAUAAACAAACCAUUGCUAACAAAAAACGAUUUUGAGCGCAGUUUAGUUGAUAGUGAUGCUUUGUCAACAAUAUAAAUAUCAUAUUAUGGUAAAACAAUUAAAAAGUCAUAGUAUAUUUUUUUUAAUAAUAUUUGUUUAGUAUUAUACCGAUUUUUCCUGAAAUUUCCCCAGUUUUUCCAUAUUUCUCCAGGUUUUUCACAUUUUCUGGGAAUACUUUUGGGAAAAUCGAAAAAUAACUUCAUUAAAGUACCUCUCCAGUUAGAUUUACUUUUAGAAAAAGUGCUGUCAUUGUAAAUCGGAGCAAAAUUUCUGGUUGAAAAAUUGCCUAUAGAAAAAAGAAAUCGUUAUAUUUUACUAAUGUAUUUUACUCACGAUUUUUUCCAUUUAUUGGAAAAAUCAAAAAAUGACCUCCUAUAGUUAACAUGGAGAUAAAAUUUCCUUACAGAAAAUUAGUUACACUUGAUACAUCGGAGCAAGAUAUUUGGUAGAAAAGUUUGUACAACAAAUCGUGGGUUAUUUUUCGAUUAAAAUAGCCCGAGCGAGUGAUGGCUUGAGUCUCAUCUAGCUAGGUUCACCCAAAAUGUAUAUGUUUUUUCCUUGUUUAGUUAAAAGGAAAAAAAGCAAACAUUUCUUUUUUUCGAAACAUGAGUUCAAAUUCAAUUCCUAGGAUGAAACAGUUAUGUAUAACCAUUCAGGUACUACAAACCUAAUUUAGAGAAGACAAUAUUUAGUUACUUAACUUAACAUAUAAUAACUUCAUAAUCUAAAAACUUCAAAAAGCUAUAAUUUCGAAACUUAGUCAGUGCGCUCAAUUCUGACUUUAACAUGUUCAGAAAAAAAAAAUAUAAAAAUUAAAUUUGUUCUACAUAAUUUUUACUCAACAGUGGUUUUCGUCAAAAUAAUAUAUUUGUCUUAGUAAAAUAAUUUAACUGUAAAUAUUUUAAACCAAUAUUAAAUGUAGUUCAGCAAUUAGGUGCUGAGAACGUAUUGUCCAUCGAAAAAGUUAAAAAUAACAAUUUUGUAAGCUGAUUUAGUAUUUAUUAAUUCAAAUUAUAGAAUAUUGAAAGUCAUAACGAGCUUAGAAAUAAAAGUCUUCCGUUAGCUGAUUCGUUUAAAAUUGUUGAAAAUAUCAAAAAUAAUUAUAAUUCUUAAGCAGUCACACAAGACUGAGAUCAAGAUAGACAAGAUAGACUGAGACAAGAUCAACACAUAAGCAGGUGUUAUUGAUCCCCAUUAAAAAUCAAACUUACAUGUUACAAAGAAUUUAAUAAUAUUGUAUUAUAGCUUUGAAUUUAUUUUAUGAUAUUUUAGGUUCUGACUUUCUGAGUGUAGCGAUGAAUCUAUUGGUUUCAUAAAGAUAUUUUUUUUUUUUUAUAUAUACUGUGUAAAAAAAGUCUACCUGCAAUUUUGCUCCGAUUUACAAUGAUAAUACUUAUUCUGAAAGGAAACCUUAUUGGAGUGGUACUUUAAAGAGGUUAUUAUUUGAUUUUCCCAGGAGUUUUCACGGUAAAUGGAAAAAACGGGAAAAUUUACGAAAUAUUUUAUUUUAAAAUCGUAAAUAUUAAAGCUUUUAAAACCAUGUAUAACCGAACUCUGCUAAGAAUCGUUUUUCAUUAACAAUGAUUAAUCGUUGCACACAGAUAUGCAUUAAAUUUCCCCUCUACCUCGAUGUUUGUAUGCGUCUACUGAAGCUACCACAACAAACAUUUGAGAGGGAAAGCUCUUGAAAGUAUAGUGUCAAAAGUAGCAAUGCUUAGAUUAACCACAUACAAAAAAGAAAGUUAAAAUAAACUUUCAAUCUAAGAACUAAAUUCCAUGUUUAAUAAUGAAAAUAAUAAUAUGAAAAUAAUUAAAUAAUUAGUAGUUAAUUUUGAUGAAAACAGUUUAUAAAAAAAUACAAUCUAAAUUUAAAAAAAAGAUUUUGAAAAAAAAUUGAAAGCCAUUCCAAAUGCGAUUUUUCGGAUCUAUUAUUUCUCCCAGGUAUAAAAACUAUUAUUAUUAUAAUCCUGAUAAACAUUGAAUAAACAUGUUUAAUGUUUAUAAUAUUGUAUUACAAAAAGAAAACAUAUUAAAAGCUAUAUCUUAAAACAAUAAUAAAUUAUGAGUUUAAUGUCUAUUGUCUAUUUAAAAUAAUACUGUACACAUUUUAAUGAAAUGAAACACGAAAAUAAUAAAUCGAUAAUUCGAAUUAUAAUUUACUUUUUUUUCGGGAAGAUCUCAUUAUGCAAUUUAAGUAUUUUAAAAUUGUGUAUAAUCAAAUGGAUAUUUACAUAAUUAAAUAAAAAUAUUUAAAUUCGAAAAAGUUUAAUGUGUAAUUGAAUAAUAUUUAAAUUUAGUUAGAUUAAUUUAAUAUUUAUAUUGUAGUAUGUUUUUAUUUUUAGAGCUCUCAGAACCGCAUUUUAAUAAAGAAUGGCAAAGUGGUUAACGCAGACAGAAUUAUCGACAGUGACGUCUAUAUUGAAGACGGUGUAAUUAAGUAUGUAUUUUUUUUAUUUAUUUAUUGACCAUUAGUUAUAUUUAGGGCCCGGAAUUAUAUGCUCUAAAAACGUACGAAGUAUGCAUGCAUUUAAGCACUGAUUUAUCAUUCAAAUAUGCUAACAAAAAUGUAUGUUAAAUAAAAUAAAAUUAGUUUUGUUUAAAUAAUUAAUAAAAAAUAUAAAAAUAUUUUAAAUAGUUAAAUAAUUUAAUUGCAUUUUGAAAAUUCACUCAUCUAAAUAAAAAGCAUUAUAUAAUUUCUUUAAUAAUAUUUGUUUAAUAUUCUAUUUAUUUUCCCAUUUUUUUUCCGGUUUUUACCAUUUUUGGGAAAAUCAAAUGACCUCUCAACAGUACCAUUCCAGUCAGAUUCCUUUAAGAUAAUUGCUAUCAUUGUAAAUCGGAACAAAAUUGCUGGUAGAAUUGUUGUACACUGUAAAAAAUAAAUAAUAAUAAUAAUCAUCUUUGUUAAACAAGUACAUUUUUUGCUACUCUCAGAAUCUAAAAUAUAUUAAAAAUAAGUACAAAAUUAUAUUAUAUUAUUAUUAAAUUUUUUGUAGUACAUAAGUUUUAUAUUUCAUGGGAAUCAAUAAGACCACCACAUGGCUACUUAAGCGCUAUAAUUAUUUUUAAUAUCUUCAACAAUUUUAAUGGAAUCAGUUAACGAAAGACCUUUUUUUUCUAAGCUCGUUAUGGCUUCCAUAAUUAUUUUUUUACUUUUUCGAUGGAUAUUGCGUUCUCAGCACCUAAUUACUGAACUAUAUUUAUUUUAACUUAUUUAUAUUAACUAAAAUUUGUUUAAAAUAUUUACAGUUAUACAUUUUUACCUCCAUGUGCUCCAGCUUGUGAUAAUUUGCGGUGGAGGUAUAAGGACAUCCUCAUUUUUUAGAUUAAUAGGGCAGAUGUGUAUAUCAGUUUUCAGAUACUGUGUGACAGUAAAGCGCUUUACAUUAAUAACUUUAAUCUCACAUACUUUACAAAAAGUAAUUCCCCCGUCAAAUGCAACAAUAUUUUCUCCAAAUUCUGCAACAUAUUUUCGAAUAGACGAUUGAACUUUUGAAAUUUUAAUAAGAAACACACACUAUCACUAAGCACGGUUGUAUAAAAACUAAACUGUUGGUCCAUAUAAAUUACAUUAGUUUUUCGUUAUCGAGAUUUAUCGUUGUGGUACCCACCUAAAACAAACUUAAUCUUAUUUUAGUGAGUUAUAUCGACAAACAACGGUUUUUCAACAUUUUGUAAUUUUGCUAAUUAUAUACUUUACUUGCGAAACCAUAGGGUGGUUUCCAAUUUUCUUGCAUUUUCAUGGGCCAAUCUUAUGUGAUGGGUACUUGUUGGGGAAUAUGACCGGGGAUCAUAGCUAGUAGUACGAUAUCUUAUCUAGGUCAAUGCCAUAAUUUCAGCCUAGGUUCUAGACCGAUAUAAAAAAUUUGUUUUUUACUGGAUGAUGGGUUCUUAAUAAUAUUAUGUAUUUAUACAAAUUAGUCCAUUGUUUUAAUUUUGAUAUUUUUGACCAACAAUUAGAAUGCAAUUUAUACAAAUUAUAUUUUUCUAUGUUAUUUAGGUACCUACACAUUUUAAUUUUUAUAGUCGAAAUAUUAAUGAACUGAUGUAAAGUUACUGUAUAAAGUGAUCAACAUGAUAACGUAAAACACUUAUUAUUUUAGAAAUUUUUGACUUUUUUCGGAAUUUGUUUUUUAGAAAAUGUAAGAAACAACAACUCUGAAAUGUAACUUAAUCGUAAUUUAGAGGGAUGAAACCACCAUACAUUUUUGAUUUUCAAAUAAGAAUUUUACAAAUUCCAUAAAUAGAUGAAGUUUUAGUUUAAAUAUAUUUUGAAUUGUUAUGUUGAUCAUUCUGUAUUAAAUUAUCCCAUUUAUCUAAACUAUUAAAAUGGAAUAACUUAACAAAGGGUUGACGGAAAUCAAAAACACCAAAAUUUAUUUAAACAAAGAUUUCAUCUGUUCAUACAAUUUUAAAUAUAAUAUAGAUUGCUAUUUUUAAAGUCAAAAGUGGGUAGUGGUUUUACUCCCAAAAAUAAAGGUGGCAAAAAAUAAAAGUAACGCAACAUUUUAGAACUGCUUGUUUCCUGAAUUUUCUAAAACGAAAUUUCGUAUAUAGUUAAUAAUCUUCAAGUUAAUGAGUUUCUUAUGUGUUGAUCUUUCUAUAUAGAGGAGGUCCUCUUCAGAAGAAUGAGCACUGGAUCAGUCAUCGGAAUAAUCAAAUUGAUCUUUUCGGAAAUUGUAUUGAGUUUAUUUACUUACUUUGCACAAUAUUUGUUUCUAAACUCAUGACUCUAGAGUUCGUGUAAUUUUUUUUAUAGUUUGACCUAUCGUCUUUUAUCAUCAAAUUAAAAUUAACAAUUUAACCAAAUUUCUGGUUAGAAUCUUAGAAGAAGAGAAUUCUAUGAAGUUCGCCUUAUUUUUCUGAUUUGUACAUACAUGUUGAUAUCAUACGUUUAGUCUAUAAUAUAGUCUGAAAGUCAAUGUUUCUAAUUGCAAACUAAUGUAAAAUUAGAUAUAUUGGUUAAAGGCUACUCAAAAUCCAAAAUAAUUUAUAAAAUUUACCUAAGUAUUGUCUGUAUAAUAUAUUUCAUGACAAUUAUUAUAUUUAAUAUGUUACUCUUUAGUAAUAAUAAAUAUUUUUAUUUUUGUUUGCAAUAGAAUGGUUGGUUGUAAUCUUAUUAUACCAGGAGGUACGAGAAUUAUUGACGCAUCAUCAAUGUUGGUUAUACCAGGUACUGUAUACAAUAUUAUAUUAUUUUUAUACAUAGUUAAUAAAUAAUUUAAUAUAAUAUAUUAAUAUAUUAAAUUAUUACAUGUAAUCAAUAUAUACAAGUUAAUAAUAAGGGCUUUGAUUGAACAUUCUUACUUUUAAGAAUAGUUAAUAUUAUUUAUUGGAUGGAAUGUUGUACAUUAUACUUACACAUAUUUAUUUAUAUUUAUAAAAGUAAAUAUACAAAUUGAAUGUUUACAUGCAGAAUAUGUCUGACUAUCUGCAGACAAUGUAUGUAAAAUACAUUAUAUAGUACUAGAAAAAUGAUUUUAUUAUUGCAGGCACUAUUAUAUGAUAGUGAAUAAUUAUAUAUUAAGUAUCUAGGUAUCUAACCAAAAUACUAAUUAUUGAAGUACUGGAAACAGUAAAAAGUAAUCUAAGAAACCAGCUAAAAUAAUAUUACUUAGGCAGAUAGAUCAUUGGGCAUGGUAGAUAUUGGUAAGAUAAUUUGAAAAUAUGUUUUCAUUUUAAAUUUUAUUUCAACUUCAAAUUAUUUAAGUUAAUGAUUAUAUCUAAUAUUUUCUAUGCAGUACAGAUAAAAUAUAAUAAUUAACGAUUUAUUAAGAAGCAACUUGGUGAUUAAACAGUUUCAUAUUUUUUAAUUUUUAUGAAAAUGAUAAAAUUUUAAAAAUCAUUUAUGAAUUACCUAUAAUUUCUAUAAUUAUUAUAUGUGCAAACAUCUACCUGAUAUACAUUUCAAAUACCUACAUACUUAUUUACUUAGGUAUAGAUAAAUGUUGCACUAUUUUUAAAAUUAUGAAAUAAACAACUAUUAACAUUUAACAAUUAUUAUAGACAUAUUGUUUUAUACUUCACCUUACUCUUAAUAGAUUUAAGCAGCUUUUAUUUUCAUUGCCUAUGCCUUCUAUAUUAUGGUGUUUUAACUCAUGGUGUUUUAACAAUUAACAUACAAAUUAUUAACUGUACCUAUACAAAACUUAUACAAAUAAUCUUAUACCAUUAUAAUAUAUAUGUUAAAUAACCAUAUGUUUAUAUUUGUAUAAUAUAGAGUUACAAAAUACAGUAUAAAGCUUUAUUAAUCUAAUACAUAUUUAAUUUGAGAAUAAAAAGAUCAUAAGUGGCUGGUAGGUUGGUAAUUCAAAUGUGACCUAUCUUAUCUUGAUUUUUUUUAUGUGAAAAAAUUGCACAUUGUGUAAAUUAAUCAUUAUUUAAAAAAUAUAAGUAUAGGCAAUUUAGUUUUAAACAAGUCAUAUAAUUACUAAACAAUAACAAUUUCGAUUUUGGUUAAGUAGGUACUAUAGGCAUAGAUAAUAAGGCUCAUUAUCAAGGAGAUUUUUUUAUUAAUAUAAAAACAGCUCCCCAACUAUAUUAUUAUAUAUUAAAUUCAUUGAGUUUUAACAAAAUGUGUAGUAAGAUAAUUAUAUUUCAUAUUUGAUAUUAUUUAACAUGAAUAUUGAAGAUAUUAUAUUGGUACCUAACCUUUCCUUUUGAAAUACCAUAACAGCAGUGGCAUAUUUAAGUAAUUUACUAUCUAUACAUUUUUUUUUUCUAAUUAUUUUUUUAGAUAAUUUAGGUAAUGUUAGGAACAUUCACUAACUGCCUAAUAUUAUUUUUAAAAUAAAUGUCAUUGUAGUAGUUAUAAAAGGUAUAUAUAUAUACAUAUAACAUUAUUGUUUGAAAUAAUAAAAAUAAUUUUAUGAUUUGGUCGUUAGACAAUUUAUUAUAGGUACACAAAUUAAUUUUUAUAGAAACUAGUAAACAUUUGAAAUGAAUAUCCAUACCUAUACAUUUUCUUGUGUUAAAGGAAACCUAUACAAACCAUUUUCCAUGAAGGGGGUUAAAUUAAUAUCUAAUAGCAUAUAAACUAAUAAUAAUUAUUAAUACCUACCUAUUUUUAUUUUAUUAUAAUGAUCAUCUAUUGGGGCAGUUUGAAUUUUAAAUUAUUUACAAAAAUAUAUAAAUUAAAAUAUAAUUUUUUUAACCUAAUAAGCAGGUACAUGUUAUACAAUAUGGCAUUAUGUUUUAUAACACAAUUUCCAAAUCCAAUAUUAUACAUUUUAAUAUUACAUAUUUUAUGAAAUGCAUAUUAUAUUUUAUUUAACUAUGUAAUUUUAUGACGCCAUCAUGGAGGAUAUUUUAUAAAGUUAUCCUAAAAAUUGUAUUUAAAUAUAAAGUUAAAACACUACUUCCUCCUUACGUUUAUAAAAUUUGAUGUUUCAAAGAAGAAAUAUAUUUUUCAUAUUGAUUUGUAUCUUAUUCGUAUUCACGUUCAUCCCAAUUAUUUGGGAUCAGCCACCCUCGUCCUAAACUUCCAUCUGACUCAAUACCCUAUAUCGUCCUCGCAUACACACAUCAUUCUCAUAUCAUUUUUAACCGCAUCCAAAAUCCCCAUCCAACCACCUCCAUUUUGGUCUUCUUCUCCCCCUCUUUCCUUUUACGUCUAUUUUUAUUACAAUUCUUACUGAUACUAAUUCGUCUCUUCUCAUGACAUGCCCAAACCAUCUCUGUUUAUUAUCUUUUAUUUUGUCCACUAGAUUGAACAUCUAAACUACCUAUUAUGUAUUCAUUCCUUAUCCUAUUUUCUCUUAUUCUCACUCGCUUGUCAUCGACCUAAGCAUUCUAAUCUCUGUUACAAUCAUUCUCUAUUCUAUUUUUCUGCCUACCGUCCAACACUCCGACACUCCGACGCAUACAGUAUAGCCGGUUUCGCCGCACUUCUGUAGAACUUACCUUUAAGUCUCAUUGAAAUCCUCUUGUCACAUAAAACACUUGACGCUUUUCUCCACUUAAUUCAACCAAAUUUAAUCCUAUGUUUCACAUCCUCAACAAAGUCACUUAGCCAUCGUUCUUUCACAAAAAAGAUUCUAGGUACUUUAUUAUAUUAAUUUUUAUAUUUAUGUGUAUGAUGACUAGUUUUUAUUAAACAAAAUCAAUCUCGAAAUAAAAAUAAAACUUGCUUGGUGCUAUUUGUAUAACAUGUACCUAUAUACAGGGUGAUUCAUCAAUCAUGCUCAUACCAUUUUUUUAUGGCAAAUUUAUGCAAAUUCUGAUUUUAAGAAUUUUUAAGUGUAGUUAAAAAUGAUAUUUUGAUUUCCGACAGCUUUUUCACGAAAUAUUCCAGUUUUAAGUUUAGGCAGGAAGAAGGUAAUGAAGAACUAUUCAAACACUAGGCGCUGUAUCACAACACAAAUUUAUUAUAAUUCACUAUUCUCCCCCUGCCUAAACUCAAAAGUGGAAUAUUUCGUGAACAAUUUGACGGAAAUCAAAAACUUCAAUACCAAUAUUUAUUUUAUCUAAUAUUCUAUAUAUGUAUAGCAUUUUUAAUAUAGGUUCAUAUUGGAAAAAUUAAACUUAGUAUCGUCACACAAUAUUCCUUAAAUACUAUGAAAAAUCUAAGUACACGAAAAUAUUAUCUUUAACUAUACUUGAAAAUUCCCAAAAUCAGAAUUUGUAUACAUACAUAAUUCGAUCCUGAAAAUGGGGGAGAGUGCUUAAUGAAUCACUGUGUAUUAUGUAUACAUAGGUUUAUAAUAGUUUAUUAUAUUGCCUUUAUACACUUUUAAUUUUAUUAAAUUGAUUAAUUAUACUUGCUGUAUUAAUGUAAUUUUUUAAUAUCUAAAAAAAAUUAAAUUAUUUAAUAAUAUUGAAUACCUAUAGGUAUAUUAUAGAAUAUUAUUUUCCAACAAAUUAUACAAAUAACAGAUGGGAUAACAUGCUUCGCACGUUUAAAAAAGAUUUAUCAUAAAUAAAUAAUUCUGCUUUUAGUUUCAAACUAAAAUGUUUAAUAAUACCAAUGACAAAUAAAAUUAUCUUAUUACAGCAAUGUUUAUAAUGUGUAAAUUAUUUUGACGUCAGCAUCAUCUAAUGGACCGUUCACAUCUUCUCGUCUGGUAAAGUACGAUUCGAGCCAUGCGUUAUUUGUUUGAAAUGAUAUCCGGACAAAUCGAGGUAUAAAAAAAGUUCCGAAAUUAACAUGAAUUCAUUAAUAAACAUCAAACAUAUUAAAUAAGACUACACAUUAAUACAUUAAUAAUGUAUCUUGUCAAGCCAUAAUUUCAAUUUAUUUUAAGAGUUUAUAAAAAAUUUAAACGAUCCAUAUUUGAUCUAUUGAUAUUAAAUAUUUUAUAUUUGUAUUUUGAAUUAUUCGUAUGGCAUAGAUAAUGAUGGUGAGUAAUUGAAGUAGUAAUUAUCAGGUAAAAAUGAUUAAAUAAUAUAUAAAGAAAUAAAAUAAUAAUAUAAACAGGUGAUAAUAGAUUAUACAUUUAUCAAAAACAGCAGUAGCAUAAGUAAUUAUGGAUAAUAUCUAAGUUGAUCAUCCAAUCAUAAUGGUUUUGGAGGUCGCAUUGAAGAUAUCCUCGAACUUUCCGUUGUACUUACCCUUAGAAAAUUCUCGUAUGAUAUGAUCUAUAUUUUCUUUGGGUCAUCGCAAUCACAAUUUGGGUUAAGAGCAAUGGCCCAUUUAUGUAUAAGAUAUCUCAUUCUCCCUUGCUCUGUAAGUAAUCGGUUUAAGGUAGGUAGGUAGUUCAAGCCAAAGCAUUAGUGGAAGUUUUCAGAGAUGAGAAGUCGGAGCAUCAUUUUGUACCUGUGAGUUUUUGAGUUAUGUUGAUACAGGAGCCCAUCUAAAACGUAACGUUAAUUAAGUGAGUUUUAAAUGAUUGGGACCUGUCUAAUGUGACUCCUAGAUAUUUUGGGUUAGAUAAAUGAUUUAUCCUAAGUUCCAGAAAAGUGAUUUCCAAGUUGUAGUCAGCCAGUUUGUUAUUAUGAUGAAAAGCUGUGACUGGGAUUUGGGUUUAGUGGAAUUUGAGGUGAAUCUCCUUUGUUUUAAAUACUUAUGUCUAAAAUGUUUAGGUCAGAACUAAUGUUUUCGUAGUUAUUAAAAAGUUUAUCCUGGUUUGCGAUACAGAUAUUCAUAUAUAUGAAAUGUUUGAAGUUUAUUUUAGGUUGAUCACUAAUUUAGAUAGAUUAAACAAUACGGAACCAAGACAGAACCUUGAGAGAGUCCAUUUACCAUUACUUAAGUGUUCUCUUCUUGCUUGUCUUGUCAUUGUUGAAAUGGAUGACAAAAUGAUGGUUACUUAUGGUACUGAUGGUAACAUAUUCAAAAGGUUUGUUAAAGCCCAACUAGAAAUUUUCCACAGAAACUUGAAAAACAGGUCUUUAUUCACAAUGUAUUGUGUGCAAUAUUUUCUAUAAAAAGGGGCACGGGUAUUAAAAAUAAAGAUGUUUGAUGAAUCUUUUAAUAUUGACGCCUAGGCGUCAGGCAUCUAGAGAUUUAGUAAAUUAUAUAAAAAAUGUAUUAAAUAUAUAUUAUAUAUUUUCAAAAUUAAAGUAUAUCUUAACAUAAUUGAUAAAAAUAAUGUAAUAUAUAAUAUUUAAACAUUCAAAUAGUUACUAUAUAGGUUUCAUUGAAAUGCUUCUUAAAAUACUUAAAUUUAAAAACUUAAGCAAAUUAAUUAGUUUAGAAUUUUUUAGAAGAAAAUUUUGAGGGAUUCCUUAUUUUAUAGUCUUGCAUCUAAAUUUAAUUAUAACUAAAUUUAUAAUAUGCAAAUUGUUAUAAAUCAGUAAAAGUAGUAAACAUAUUUUCAAAUUAAUGAAUAGAUGGUUAGAAUAUUUAAACGAUUUGUUUUGUAGUAGAAUGUUAUAAUAAAUUAUAUUAUGUUAUAAUAACUAAUAGAUAAAUUUUAAAUUCUAUGGAACGAAGAAUGCAUUCGUUUACAACAUGAUGUGUGUUUUUUCUGUUUUAAAACAAUUUCGACCAGAUGGUGUAUUAGUAAGAUCAUAUUUAGAUUUUCCAAAAGGUUUUCAAAAUAAUUAUGAAAAACCGAAAACAAAACGACAAUUAUUUAGUGCCGCCGUGUCGUUAAUGAUUUCAUUAUUUUUAAAUUUUGCAACCUAUGUUUUCUACAAUAAAUAUUGCACUAAUAGAAAAAAAACAAGUGGCUAUCUUUGUUGCAUUUUUAAUCUAUUUGGUGAGUUAAAAAGUCGUUUUUUGAUUUUCGGUGUGUUUUUUUAAUAAUUGAGCAAAAUCGUAAAAUCUAAAAAUAAGAAAACAUUAACGAAAAUAACACGUUUUUUUUUUAUUUUCAAUUUUGUUUGUUUUGUUAAAAUUCAGUUAAAAAUAUUCUAAAUAAUAUAGAUAGACAAUAUUUAUAGACCUCGUAAAAUUUUCAAAAUAUUUGAGCCAUUUUUGAACUAUUUAUACAUUUAUAUUUUGAGAGUUUUUACGUAAUUUUUAUUUAGUAGAUGUUCUGUGAAGACAAUUGUAAGACUAAACAGAAAUGCUUCAGAAGGUUCAUUAUAAGUUGUGUAUAGUGGUAAAAAAUAGACUGACAUAUUUCGCACAAUGGGUAGGCCACUGUUAUAGGUAAAAAGUUGGGAAGGUAGGAUAAAUAGAGGAAUUUAAUACAUAUAUGUAUGCAAAGAUUAAUCUUUCCUAACGAAAAACGAUUCUGAGCGGAGUUUGGUAACACAUGUUUUAAAAGGCCAUAAUAUAGGUAUACUAUUUUCAUAAAAAUUUGAUAUUAAAAUUCUAACAAAAAAAAUACGUAUUUUAAACUCGAUUUUUUUUUUUUUUUUUACCACAAAAUACGACUUAUAGGUAAUGAACCUCCUAUUGAAUUUUCAAGCAUUUCUAUUUAAUCUUACAAUAUUAUCCACUGAGUACCUAUAUAUAAGCUUUAGUUUUAGAAAACUCGCAAAAUUAAAAUGAUUAUAAUAAAUAGCUCAAAAAUGGUUCAAAGAUUUUAGACAUUUUACUAAGUCUUGAAAAAGCAAAAUAUAAGUUUCUUGCUUUCCAAAUUUUAAGUCUACGAAUAUUUUUAACUGAAAUGCAACAAAACAAAAUUUUAAAUAAUAUAAACAUUAUUUUCGUAAAUUUUCCAGGCUUUCCCGAUUAUUAUGAAAACCGCUUGGAAAAUCAAUGACUUCCUUAAGUACCAACUACAUAAAAUAUCCUUGAAUAAAAAGUACUACACUUGAAAAUCAGAGCAAGAUUUGUGGUAGACAUUUUCUAUAGAGUAUAAAAAAAUCAAAAAAAAAAAAAUCAUUGUAAAACCAAAACAUUCAUUGCUUCAAUCAGAAUCUAAAAUUGAGUGUAAUUUGUAGUAUUUUAUUUUUAUUAGUUUUAAUAUCAAAUUUUGGCGAUAAUCGUAAAUAUUAAGGCCUUUCAAAACAUUUGUUUAAACGAAAUUCGCUCCAGGCACGGAUCCACGGGGGGUUGGGCGAUUGGUGUGAUUGCCCCAUCCACAUGUAUUUUUUAAAAUUAUUACUGUUAUUAUUACUGUUACUAACGAAAAAUAUUUUUAAAUUAAAAUGCUUUAAAUUUUUAUCUGAUUCUUAUUAUUCUGAUUAUCUGAUUGUGUAUCGCCAGAAAUCGUUCAAUGGCGUAUAAUAAAUUAUGAAUAGUCACAGAAUGAAUAGAUUGGAAAUAGCACACAUUAUCUUAUCUGUAUUUCAUAAAACCAAUGAGUUUAUAUUUACGUAUACAUGUCAUAAUAAUAUAUUACAUGACUCAUUCAUUCAUAUAGUCGUUUACUUGUAUACCAUUCAUUUUAUGAAUUCAUAGAAAUAAUAUAAAUAAUUAGUUUCCAAUACAGGUUAAAUAGAAAAAAAAGGUAAUUUAAUUUUUUUAAUCCCCCCCUCCUCGCCUUGGGUGACUUCUGGAUCCACUACCGGAAUUAUCGUUGAUUAAUAUAUAAAUUAAAUAACCUUACUAUGUACCCUAACUUCUCAAUUUCUCAUGAACAACAGUGACAUACCCGUCCCCAAUAUCAGUUCUUUUUUUUUUUGUUUGGAAUGAUUUAUUGUUGAUUUCAAUAUUUAAAGUAAAUUAUUCUACGUACUAAUUUGACUAACUUACCAGUUCCCUUUAAUAUUUUAAGUUAUUAAAAAUAUUUUGGUUAUUAUUAAAGUAGUAGGUAUUUAAAAAUCAAUUGGAUGUUAGUAUCUAAUAAUCCCAUAUCUACUAUGUUAUUUAUAGGUGGUAUAGAUCCUCAUACUCACUUGGAAUUAGAACUUAUGGGAGCUGUGUCUGUAGACGACUUUUAUCAAGGAACUAAAGCAGCCAUUGCUGGUGGAACUACGAUGAUAAGUAUGAUAUUUAAAAAUUGGUAUGAAAUUGUGUUGAUUAUUUAAUUAAUAUAUUAUUUAAUAUAGUUGAUUCUGCAUUGCCGAGUAAGGGCGAAUCUUUAUUGGAUGCGUUUCAUAAAUGGAGGACCCGUGCAACAAAUAAAGUUUGUUGUGAUUAUGCCUUGCAUGUGGGUGUUGUUUCAUGGUCAGAUCAGGUAAGUUUUGUUACUUUUGCUAAAAUUACAGUGUUUUUUUUAAAUUAUAUAAAUCUAUUAAUACAUAGAUUCGCAGUGAAAUUUAAAUUAGAUUAUUUCAAACAUAAUACCUAUAAAUAAUAUGUAUAGAUAUACAUAUAUAUUAUGUAUUUACUGCAAUAAUUUAUUAUAAAUCAUUAUAUAAUCUAUAAUAAUUAUAUAUUAUAUAUCUAUGUUUAUUAUUAGUAUACUAGCUUAUUUAUUAUGGGUCAGUAACAUCUUAUUAUAAAUAUAUAUUGUUUACUUAACUAUAAAUGUUUAAUAGAUGCAAAAUAGUAACUUUUAUUAUUUCUAAUUUCAUUUAGGUAAAGAGAGAAAUGGAAGAUCUUUGUAAGUCACACGGUGUGAACUCAUUUAAGAUGUUUAUGGCAUAUAAAGGAAUUUUCAUGUUGAAUGAUUCUGACCUGUACAACAGUUUCGAAGCAUGUAAAGAGCUUGGUGCUAUUCCAGUGGUACAUGCUGAAAAUGGAGACAUAGUAUAUGAAGUAAUAAUAAAUAUCAUAAAAUUAUAAAAUAUUAUGUUGCUAAUUUAUUAUUAUAUAAUUUUUUUAUAGAAUACAAAACGAUUGUUAAACUCUGGUGUUAAAGGACCUCAAGGACAUGCUCUAUCUCGUCCUGAAGAAGUUGAAGCUGAAGCAGUUAAUAGAGCUUGUACAUUAUCAAAUCAGGUAUUAUAUUAUUAUAAUUAAACAAAAUACAUACCUUCUUCUAUAUAUAUUUAUUCUUGUUUACAUGAUAGAUGUAUGUCUGGCAUAUACCUGAUUAUAUUGUAAUAUCAUAUAUCCUGUUUCAUUGUAUAUAAUUAUUAUAAUUAAUGCUAUAUUCUAUAUUAAUACUAUAAUAUUAUAUAUAAUAUCAAACAUAUUGUACCUAUUUUAAAUUCUUGGUUUUACUAUGAUGUAUGUGUAUUUUGUAGUUUUCUUAACAAUUGAGAAAAACUGGAAAAAAAAAACAUAGGAAUAACGAGGCAAUGUACCUAGAGUUUUAUAUUUUUGAUUUUCUGUUUUUGUUGUAAGUUGGUUAAAAAUAAUCAUAGAUAUCUGAAAUUCUACAAAAUACUUAUAUUAGCCAUUUAUCAACGUGGUCUAAUAUUAAAAACAUUUUAUUGUCAUUCAAAUAUAAGUUUGUACAAAAAUCGUAAAAAUGUUUACUGUAUUUCAAAAUAUGUAUACAUUUCUCUCAUAAUCAUUUACCGUUGCAUUCAGAUAUAAAUUAAAUAGGUAGUUCUAUUUAUUUUAAAUAAUACAAAACAUUUUAUUUAUUAAUUUUUACCUGUCUAAAAUCAAUAGCCAAAAAUUUACUGUUAAAAUUGUUAAAUAUAUUUUUGUUUAUAUAUUUUCAAAUUUCAACAAAUAUGUUUUUUUUUUAGGUGGGAUCGCCCCUGUAUGUGGCACCAAUAAUGAGCAAAUCUGCCGCAGAAGUUUUAGCAAAACAUCGUGCUGAUCAAAUCAAACAAAAUGGCAAUACUAAAAUAUUUGGUGAGACAUUAGCAGCUGCUAUUGGAACACAUUGGAAUGAAAAGUUACUAACAAGUUGGCAUCAUGCUGCAGCACACGUUUUAAGUCCGCCAUUAAGUUCGGAUCCCAAUACUUCGCCGUACUUAUUAAAUAUGUUAGCCAGGUAAUAAUUUGACCACCUAGCUAUAGGAUAAUUUUAUUAUAUAUAUUAUUAUUAUAUAAUUUAAUGAGUUUUAAAAUUUAUUUUUAGGGAUAAAUUACAAACAACUGGAAGUAAUAAUACGACAUUUAACUAUGAUCAAAAAUCAUUGGGUAAAGAUGAUUUUAGUAAGAUACCUAAUGGUGUUAAUGGAAUCGAAGAUCGUAUGUCUGUUGUAUGGGAAAAAGGUGUGGAAUCAGGACUUAUUGAUCCAUGUCAUUUUGUUGCAAUAACCAGUACAAAUGCUGCAAAGAUUUUUAAUAUUUAUCCAAAAAAAGUAAGUUUUAUUAUCAAAUUAUAUUAAUAUCAAUAUUAUUAAAUUAUCCUACUAUAAAUAAUUUUCCUACUUGUAUUUGUUUAUCAAAUAAAGUCCUUUGCAUUACAUCAAUUUUUCAUAAUAAUUAAUAAUAUAGUUUGUGUGUCCGAAUUGUGUACGAAAUUAUAAUAUAUGUUGAGUUGCAUGCGUGGAUUUUUGGAGACUGAGUUGAGUUGUGUGCAUUUUUUUUUUUAAAUUUUAGGUUUUGCAAUAAAACUUCUGGAAAUACUCUUUUUUUUUUUGAUUCUACAAUUUAAAAUUUAACUUCACUAGACCCAAGUGAUUAAUUUGUUUAAAUAUAUAAAAUUUACACAUUCUUUUUGUGCAUGCCCAUCUCUCAUUAUUUGAAAACUAUCACAAAAAAACUGCAAACAUAACUGAAUUGUCCACCAACAUAGAUCUCUUUUUUUUUUUUUAAUGCAGCCAUUGAUUAUUUAUUUCAGGGUUGCAUAAAUGUUGGUUCAGAUGCUGACAUUGUCAUAUGGAAUCCAAAAGGCAAACGUACUAUUUCUGCUAAAACUCAUCAUCAAGCAGUUGAUUAUAACAUUUUUGAGGUAAAUAUAUUGCAAUUUUAAAAAGUCAAAAUUAAUUAAACAGUUUUAAAAAAAUUCCAAGUUUACUAAAUUCAUACAUAAAUAUUUGCAAAUUGUAGGGAAUUGAAUGUCAUGGUGUUCCUGAGUAUGUGUUGGUUGGCGGUCGUGUUUGUGUUGAUGAAGGAAUUUUAAAAGUUGUUCAAGGUCUUGGAAAAUAUAUUCCCAUGUCUACAAAUUCAGAAUUUGUUUAUAGCAACGAAAAGGUAUAAAUUAUAGUUUAUGCUUGAAGUUACAAAAAAAAUAAAGAUGUGACAUACUUUGCAUGUGGGUGCAGCCACUGUUGUAGGUGGAAAGUUGGGAAGGUAGGAUAUAGAAGAGAAUUUAAUGUAUAUCUGCAAGCAAACCAUUGCUACUGAAAAACGAUUCUGAGCAGAGUUAAGUUGACAGUGUUGCUUUGUCAACAAAACAAUAUAUUGUAUAUAUCAUAUUAUGGUAAAAUGAUUAUGAUUGUUUAAAAAAGUAUAAAUAAUAAAAACUUAAUAACAAAAAAUAAAUAAAAACGGUUGCCAAUGACAACCUUAUUUUUAACCUUUCAAUCUUUCUUAACCUAAAGACCGAGGUUUUCCUCAUUAUCUCGAAUAUUUAUGAACAUUUAAAAAAAUGACCUCUCUAAAGUACCACUCGGAGAAAAUUUCCUUUCAGAAAAGGUGCUAUACUUGAUAAUUUGAAUAUGCUUUCUGGUAGAAAGUGUUCACAUAAAAAUAAACAUCAUUAUAAAACUAAUACAUUUUUUGCCAAACUCAGAAACUAAAAGAAUACAAUUUUCAGUUGUUUCAAUUUAUAAUAAUUUUUAGCUCAGUAUUAAGUUGUUUCUCACAUUUAUGUAUGUUAUUGUAUCAAAUAACUAUACAUAUCUUAUUAUGCAUUUUUAUAUUCAGAAUGUAUUGGUUUUACAAUGAUGUUUUUUUUAAAAUUGUUAUGUGAACACUUUUUCUACCUGAAAGCAUACUCUGAUUACCAAGUAUAGCACCUUUUCUGAAAGGAAAUUUUUUCUGGGCGGUACGUUGAAGAGGUUAUUUUUUGAAAUUUUCAUUAAUAUUUGAGAUAAUGAGAAGUACCUCAGUUUUUAGGCUAAGAAAGAUUGAAGAUUAAAAAUAAGGUUGUCAUUAGAAACUGUUUUAUUUAUUUUUUGUUAUUUUAAUCUUUUUUAAAUAAUCAUUUUUGUCAUAGAACUCAAAUCGUAAUCAUUUUACCAUAAUAUGACAUAUAUAUUGUUGACAAAGGAACAGUAUCUGAACUCUGCUCAAAAUCAAUUUUUCUUUAGCAAUGGUUUAUGUUUCCUUACAAAUAUAUAUUAAAUUCCUAUCUGUAGCCUACAAAUAAAUAUUAAAUUCUCUUCUGUAUCCUACCUUUCCACGUACAACAGUGGUUGCACUCAUGUGCAAAGUACAUUCUACCAUUUUUUUUGUGUAGUGGUUUCUCAAAAUAAAAAUUUAAAAAAAUUGUUUCAUUUAUUCCUGAAUUAUUGAUGCACAUAUUAUUGCAAUAAUAAUACAUAGCUCAGAAUUUAAGAUAUAACUUAAAAUAGAUAUAUAGGACAGGUUAGGUAUGUAUAGAUAACUCUAAAUAUUUUUGGAAGGAUAAAUAAUUUGUUUUCUUUUACAUAUGAAGGUAUCUGAAAAAAUAGAUGAAGUAAAUGGACUCAAUGAAGAAAUUGAUGAUGUUAACACUAAAACAUUGAAUUUACAAAUUUCUCCUCCUUCAAGUGUUACAAGCGAAGUUACUACCUGCACUAAAUCUCCAAUGAUACAUACAGGAAAAGGAAUGCGUAUGGAAGGGCAGAGAGAUCUACAAAGCUCCACAUUUUCAAUCAGCUGUAUGUUAUAUUACCUAACAAUAUUAAAAUCUAUUUUAAUUAUAAAGUAAAAUAAUAAUAAUCUGAAAAAGUAGAAUUAGAAUAAAUUUGAAUUUCAGUAAUUUUCAAUGAAUAAAAUAUUAUUUCAGCUGAAUUUGAUGAUCCUGUUAAGAAGUCAAGUAUUCGUGUGAAAAAUCCUCCUGGUGGACAAUCUUUAGGUUUUUGGUGAUUUGCAUAAUAUGUGUAUGCAUAUUUUUAUAUAUUAACAUUUUAUUCUGCUCCUAGUCCAAAAAUUAGAAAAUUAUAUAACCACAUAAUUAAUUUGCCUUUUUUUUUUAUGUUUACAAAGUAGCUUUUAUUGACACUGCUUAAAAUUAUAAAUUAAGAAUAGUACUUAACAUUUAAUUAAAAAAAGUUAUUUUUUUGUAGUAUACUCAUACUCAUUACUCAUUCUGAUUAAUUCACAUAAAUUCUUCUUUCUUUUUUUAUUAAAUUACAUUUUUUAAAUAUUUGAUAUGCAAAAUAUGCAAUUAUAAUUAUAAUAGUUUAGUCAAAAUGUGUUUAAAUUAAUCUACAUUUAAAAUUAAAGUUAUUAAACGAAAUAAUUUUCUGCUUGUUAUCAGUAUAUGCAUUUUACAUACAUUUAUUACAUUUAUUAUUAAAUUAUACUUCAUAUAAUUAGCAUAUUAUAAUUGUUUUAAUUUUAUUAAGCCUUCAUAACUAAUAUUUAAAUUUCCAUAUCCAUCUUCUUAUUCCAUGUAUAGAUAAAUAAUACAUAUUAUCUAUGGUUCCAUGAGCUACAGUGUACUGUUUCUUAAAAUCUGAUGUUUGGAGUAUCUUAGCUGCAAACUUAAAACCUAAAAUCAUGCUGCACUUUGUUUUAUGGGUUGCUUUAAUAAUGAUGAAUUGAUGCAAAUGAUAAUGGUUAAAGUUACAUAAUACAAGAUAAAGAGACAAUAAAUAAUUUAAAUAACCAU
Cinara cedri is the source of this 25041-nucleotide messenger RNA. NCBI's taxonomy places the organism in Eukaryota, Metazoa, Arthropoda, Insecta, Hemiptera, Aphididae. The record is from the annotation of a GenBank genome assembly.